Messenger RNA from Papilio machaon (common yellow swallowtail), 4425 nucleotides. RefSeq lists its product as uncharacterized. The transcript is spliced from 3 exons. NCBI's taxonomy places the organism in Eukaryota, Metazoa, Arthropoda, Insecta, Lepidoptera, Papilionidae. The coding region runs from base 532 to 4425 and encodes 1297 amino acids. The record is from RefSeq and is a predicted model, not a curated record.
UACUGCACCGCCGGCGGGGGAACCGGGCGGGGGCCCUUUCAGACCUCGCCGCCCGCGCGCCUCACCGCCGACCAUUCAUUAAACAUUCGCUCCUCUUAACUGUUCGCGUCUAUCUACCGCCAUCAUCUACUUGUGUAAUCAUUUUAAUAUUAUAAGCCUUUAUUCAACUUAAGGCCUUUUAUUCAAAUCAAAUACAGUCCACUCUUAACAUAUGGUCCUUCAACCGGCAAAAGAAAAAAGAAAAAAGGAAAUUCAGUGAAAGAUUUCGUGAAGACGGCCAAAGCGGAGGACAUCGGGACGUUAUUUGUGAGUCUGUUCCAUAUUCUUUACCUCAAAUAUCCGUCCUUUGGCCCUUAAUACAAGACAAAUACUCGUUGUUAUAUUUUUUUUUCUCAAUUACACCUAUUUGUCGCAUAAUCGGCGCGCGCGCAUUCAUUGCCAGUGCAAGGCGACCUUUGGACCCUUCAACUAUUUCAGUAUACCGAGCACAACUUAUUUUUUACAUAACAUAUUUCCUUUUCCUUCAUUAAAAUGAGUGAUGCACGAAGCAAAGAUUUAAUUAAGCUUAGAGGAUCAAUUAAAGGCAAAUUAACAAUUUUUCAUAAUUUCUUAAACACUUUGGAAAGCAUAGUAAAUGUAAAUGAAACUCAAUUUAACGAACUCGACUCGCGUUUAAAUAAAAUUGAUUGUCUACAUAAUGAUUUUGAUAAAUUUCAGACGGAGUUGGAAAUGUUGUCUGACGAUCCCAAUCAAUUAAUGUCAGAACGAGAAGAAUUUGAAAGCAAAUAUUUCGCAUUAGUAUCGACGGCGCGCACAAUAUUGAACAAGUAUCAGCGAGACCGGCAGCGCGCGAUGUCAGUGUCCGAGUCGAGCGAUGGCGGCGUAGACAGAGAAGUGACAGCUUUGGUGAACGUUGUCGCGGGUGACGGGAACCUACACCCCGCGCGACUCUUGCUUGACAACGCGUCCACUGCGCACUUUGUCACGCGCCACCUAUGUGACAAGCUCGGGUUACCGCGGCGUCACGUAAGCUCAUCUGUGACAGGUAUUAAUAAUCAAGUAUCUUUCAGUGCAGAGUCUUGUAACUUAUCCAUCGAGUCACGCUCAGGAGAUUAUAAAGUCAACUUAAAUUGCUACGUUUUACCCCAAAUCACCAACUCGUUGCCUUCUAGUAACGUAGAUAUAAAAUCUAUUAAACUGCCACCUAACAUUCAGUUAGCCGAUCCAUCGUUUUACAUAUCGUCUCCUAUAGAUAUUUUAGUCGGGGCAGACGUUUUCUGGGACGUCAUGUGUUCCAAUUUCAUAAAUUUAGGAAAACAAUGUCCUAAGUUACAAGAAACCCAAUUCGGUUGGUUGGUUUCAGGCACCAUUACAAAACAUAAAACAAUUGACAACAAAAAAUUUGAUCAAUCAGCAUGUCUUUUUUCUGAAAUUAACGACCUCUCACUAACACGAUUUUGGGAUUUGGAAUCAGUACCCUCGAAGUAUACAUUAUCAUUAGAAGAGCAGGCUUGCGAAAAACACUUCGCUGAAAACACUCGGCGCGAAGUUGACGGUCGCUUUAUAGUUACGAUACCAUUAAAGGAGUCUCCGGAAGUUCUAGGGGAUUCGUAUCAAAUAGCAAAAAGCCGUUUAUUAUCAUUGGAACGAAGAUUUCUUCGCGAUUCGGUAUUAAAGGAUAGGUAUUUAGACUUCAUGACGGAAUAUGAACGCUUAGGACAUAUGAGUGAUAUUUCAAAAGUACCAAAACAACAUCAAGUUCAAGGCUAUUCCAAUUAUUUAGUUCAUCACGGUGUUACUCGCGAAGCUAGUACCACUACUAAAUUACGUGUAGUGUUCAACGGGUCAAACCCCACUUCUAAAGGCGGGAAAACAUUUAAUAGCUUACAAAUGGUUGGCCCUGUUGUUCAAGAUGAUUUACUCUCCAUUUUAUUGCGCUUCCGACAACAUAAAUAUGUAGUAUCAGCGGAUAUUGAAAAGAUGUACAGAGCCAUUCUAGUUAAUCCUUCUCAACGAUCAUUACAACAAAUCCUAUUCAGAUAUCAUCCCAGUGAGAAAAUAAGAACAUUUACACUUAAUACGGUAACUUACGGUACCUCAUCUGCACCGUACCUAGCGACAAAAUGUUUAGUUUCGCUGGCAGAACAAUGUUCCGAUCCCGAAACAAAAAGGGCUAUUACUAAAGACUUUUACGUAGACGAUUUUUUAAGUGGUGGAGAUUCUAUAGAAUCGGUCAUUGAGCUCUGCAAAAAUGUCGACAAAACAUUACGGUCAGCGCAAUUUAAGCUACGUAAAUGGCAGUCUAAUAACUUAGAAAUCUUAAAAUCUACUUGCGCUGACAACAUACCAGAACAAUGUUCUACAGAAAAAACAUUAAAUUUAGAUGAUGAUUCAUUACCUAGUAAAACACUUGGUCUUCAUUGGGAUUGUAAACAUGACCACUUAUUGUUUACAAUCAAUUUGGAAAUUGCCACAAAAAAAAUAACGAAGCGCAAAAUUUUAUCUCUUAUUAGUCAGAUAUUCGAUCCUUUAGGUCUUUUAGGCCCAUGUACUCUUCAAGGUAAAAUUCUUAUGCAAAAACUUUGGGUAAAUAAGUACAGUUGGGAUGAGGAAGUCUCAAAAGACAUCCAAAAGGCUUUCUUAGAUUUUACAUCUUCCCUUAUUGCUCUUAAUACGCUACGUAUUCCACGUUGGGUAUGCACCGAUUUCAUAACUUCUUUACAAUUACAUACCUUUUCGGAUGCUUCGGAACGUGCUUACGGUGCAUGUAUUUACGUGAGAGCGGUUAACGCGAGUGGCAAAGCACAAGUCCGUCUUUUAAUAUCAAAGAACAAGGUAUCGCCUUUGAAACCUACUACAAUACCCAGGCUAGAACUUUGUGGUGCAUUAUUAGCCACUCGACUUCACGCCAAAGUGAUGUCGUCGAUAUCGUUUAACGUUGACGACUCAUAUUUUUGGACUGAUUCCACCAUCGUGUUAGCGUGGCUCAAAACGCAAACAAAUCAAUUAAAAAUGUUUGUGCGUACUCGAGUGGGUGAGAUACAAGACAGCACAGCUAAUCACACAUGGGGCUACGUUCCGUCAAAAGAAAACCCUGCCGACUUAGUUUCUCGCGGUAUUAUGGCAGAAAGCAUUUCCUCUUGCUCCACAUGGUGGAGUGGUCCAGACUUUUUAAAAUCUUCAAGCAUCAAAAUUCCUAACAUUCCUAACACGCAUUCCAAUUAUCAAUCAGAAAUCAUCUUUCACACUACAUGUAUACAAACAGACAUAGACACAAACACAAUACAAGAAUUCAUUAAUAAAAAAUCUAGUUUCACACAUUUAAUAAGAUCAAUGUCUUACAUAAAAAGAUUUAUAAACAAUUGUAAAAAUCCUAAGAAUAAAGUAACAGGAUCGUUAUCAUUAAUGGAGUUGCAAAAUUCAGAAAAUCAAAUCUUGCAAUUAGUUCAACAAAAAAUGUUUCCAGAGGAGUACACAUUGCUCAAAAGGGGCAAGCCUCUUCCAAAGAAUAAUAGAUUAAACUCGCUCGUUCCUUUCAUGCAUUCUGACAAUCUUAUUAGAGUGGGUGGCCGUUUGAACAAUUCAUGUUACACCUUUGAUGUAAAACACCCUAUAUUAUUAUGUAGCAAAUUUCAUUUGACGCAAAUUAUUUUUCACAACCUACACGUAAAGUUGAUGCAUGCUGGGCCGCAGUUGCUCUUAUCUUCUGUAAGGCAAAAAUACUGGCCGUUGGGGGGGAAGAACCUCGCUAGACGCGUGGUGCAUGCCUGUGUUCGUUGUUUUAGAUUUAAGGCUAAGCCAGCACAACCUAUCAUGGGCGACUUACCCAGUGAUAGAACUCAGUUAGAGUUUCCGUUUUUAAACACAGGCAUUCAAAUCAAAUACAGUCCACUCUUAACAGCGAUAAAAACUAUUUUUACCCCUGACAGUAAGAUAGCACAAAAACUGCGAUCGCCCAAAGACCGUAUUCCGUUUGAAACACCCGGUGUCUACAAAAUCAACUGCAGCUGCGGCAGCUCGUAUAUAGGACAAACCAAGCGCACCAUCACCAGUCGCAUAAAGGAACAUAUACGAGCUGUUAAAAACAACGAUCCUCAGAAGUCGGCUAUAGCUGAACACCUUUUGGACCCCUCCACCAAUCACUGGAUUGAACUUCAUAGUCCCCAGGUACUAUCGACGGAACGCCACUACAUACCAAGAUUGGUAAGAGAAGCGAUUGAAAUUGCUAAAUGCAAAAACUUCAAUCGCGAAGAUGGGUUUAAAUUGUCGAGUGCCUGGAAUCCAGUGAUCCAGUAUUACAACAAGACUGGACAGCAACCGACUUCGAGUACGCGCACAAAUGUAGACACAGCUCACGCAUUCAGCUUCCUCAUGCAUUCAGCUUUCAUCGACGAUGUAGCUACCGAUUUCUGUUUCUGCGAUUAA